GGACAGCGGUUUUCGGUAUUCCAGAAAUUACCAACAAAAGGAGCUUCACACUUCAAGUUCUUCACAUUGAAUGGUGAAAAAUAUCUUACAGUAGCAAAUUUCCAUGAUAGAAGUACCCACUCGACAAAAUCCGUCAUCUACAAGUGGAAUGGCAUCAAGUUCAAUAAGUUCCAGGAGAUAGCAACUGAGGGUGCCUUCGGAUGUACGGCAUUUCGAAUAAACAAUGUCAGUUUCAUCGCUUUCGCAAACUAUUACAACUCUCAGCAAAAGCAUUCUGUUCAGUCCACUGUGUUCAAAUGGUCAGGAAGACACUUUGUCAAACUACAGUCUCUUCAAACUUACGGGGCAUUUGGCGUGAAGUCUGUUUACAUCAAUGGUCAUACAUUCCUCGCUUUUGCCUGCCACUACUCUGGAAGGUCUCACAACACUGACUCGUUUAUUUACAAAUGGGAUGGUACCAAGUUCGUACUUUUUCAGUCCAUUCCCACUCGUGGAGCCCGUGCAUGGUAUCCAUUCGUGAUCAGUGGUCAUACCUACUUGGGAGUGGCCAAUUUCUACGACAGCAGCCAGAAAUACAAUACUCAGUCAGCUGUGUACCAAGCCUCCGGAGCUCAGUUCGUUAAAUAUCAAGAGAUCUCCACCCAUGGAGCAAAUGCUAUGACAUCAUUUGAGUACAAAGGUCACACUUAUCUGGCAGUAGCAAACCAACACAGUCAGAAAUACAACAUAAAUAGCGCUUUGUACAAGUGGGUAUAAAGAGAGGGAUAAAAGACGAACAGUGUAAUGAUCAAGAGUCGCAUUAUCUGCUUAUGCAUAAUUGAAUUAAUAGUAGCUCAAAAUCGAUCAAAAGCUCAGGUUUUGGGAUUCUUUGAGGGAUUUGAUCUGUUUGAUAACUUAGUGUUUUAUCAGUCAUUCAUUGGUCAAGAUAUCAAAAUAUUCGAAGGAAGAAUGAAACUUUGCAAUAAAGCUGUGCAUUGAACAUGAUGCUUAGGUCUGGUUUCUUUCUAAUGUAUUUCACUCAUAUCAAUAAAAGGUGAUGAAAAGAAA
Messenger RNA from Stylophora pistillata, 1047 nucleotides. RefSeq names its product thrombospondin-type laminin G domain and EAR repeat-containing protein-like. Lineage: Eukaryota; Metazoa; Cnidaria; Anthozoa; Scleractinia; Pocilloporidae. The record is from RefSeq and is a predicted model, not a curated record.